UGGCAACACUGUUUCCUAUAAAAACGAAAAUCUAUUUAUAUUUAUUUCAUUUGAAAUUUGUUAACACAUUUUUUUAUCUCACAAUUUGGUAUUAAGUUUUUUUCAUUGAACAUGUACGAUUAAUACAUGCAAAUUCUAAAAAGAAUGGCGACCAAAACACUUACGUUUGUUACGGGUAAUGUGAAGAAAUUAGAAGAGGUUAGGGCUAUACUCGGUAAUAACUUCCCUUUGGAAGUUAUAAAUCAUAAACUGGACUUACCGGAAUUACAAGGAGAAAUCGAUGAGGUGUCUAUCCAGAAAUGUCAAGAAGCUGCUCGCCGCCUUAAAAAACCUGUGAUUGUAGAAGAUACAUGUCUUUGUUUUAGAGCAUUGAAUGGACUUCCCGGGCCAUAUAUCAAAUGGUUCUUAGAAAAAUUAGGACCUGAAGGACUUAUUAAACUUUUAGAAGGAUGGGAAGAUAAAUCUGCUGAAGCAGUUUGCACGUUUGCUUAUUGUGCUGGCGAUGAAGCAUGUGAAGAUGUUAAGAUAUUUCAAGGAAAAACCCAAGGAACAAUUGUGCCUCCCAGAGGAUCGAGAGAUUUUGGUUGGGAUUGUGUCUUUCAACCUGACGGUUAUGAUAGAACAUAUUCUGAAUUACCAAAGGAAGAAAAAAAUAAAAUAUCUCAUAGAUAUAAGGCACUAGAUAAAUUGAAAUCAUACUUCAUGGAAACCUCUUGAUUUUUUAUUUCUUGUUAAAAUAUUAUUUAAUUCAUCAUCGAAUUAACUAUCUUAGUAUGUUGUAAGCUCUCUGGUUCAGAAGGAAAUAUUUUGUCUCUAAUUUUGAAUGUGACCAAAUUUCUAAAUAGCAAUAGUUAUAUAUCUUUUAAACCAGGGUUAUAGGAGUAAUUGAUUUACCACCUGUUACAUGUAGAAGUACAAAAUGUUAACUAUUUUGAUUAUUCUUCAUAAUUUAAUUUGGUUAAUUGGAAUCUAUCCUACUUUUUAAAAAAUCUGACUUCAACCUCUACUUCCUGUACCUGCUCUCUCCCAGUCCCUUUACAUUACUUCCACUACAAUAGUAAAUGAGGCAAAGCACUCUCUCACUUUAUAUUCCAUCUAUAUCAAUGACCAUAAUUUAUUACAAUAUAAAAAUUUGCAUUAUAAAACAAAUGAAGUAAUGAAUUAUAGGGAUAAGGGGUCAUUGCAAAUUGAUAUAAAUCAGAGCAUUAUUGUUUUAUUUCAUAAAAUAAUCAGCUAUUAUUACAUAUAUCAUUAAAAUACAAAAGUGCAUAAAUCAAACUCCUAUUUAAUAGGACUUUCUUUAUGGCUGCUUGAGUUUAAUACAUUACUUCUCAAUAUUCCAUA
Achroia grisella is the source of this 1344-nucleotide messenger RNA. Its product is annotated as inosine triphosphate pyrophosphatase. NCBI's taxonomy places the organism in Eukaryota, Metazoa, Arthropoda, Insecta, Lepidoptera, Pyralidae. Gene Ontology annotation, molecular function: nucleoside triphosphate diphosphatase activity. Gene Ontology annotation, cellular component: cytoplasm. The record is from RefSeq and is a predicted model, not a curated record. Bases 127 to 717 code for a protein of 196 amino acids. The transcript has a single exon. Gene Ontology annotation, biological process: nucleoside triphosphate catabolic process.